Messenger RNA from Botrytis sinoallii, 4862 nucleotides. RefSeq lists its product as uncharacterized. The record is from RefSeq and is a predicted model, not a curated record. NCBI's taxonomy places the organism in Eukaryota, Fungi, Ascomycota, Leotiomycetes, Helotiales, Sclerotiniaceae. Gene Ontology annotation, biological process: phosphorelay signal transduction system; phosphorylation. Gene Ontology annotation, molecular function: phosphorelay sensor kinase activity. The transcript has 9 exons. The coding region runs from base 573 to 4862 and encodes 1429 amino acids.
GGUUUCCCCGGAAUGCUUGCUUCGGCACUACAGCACAUCUGUUCACAUCAACCCUCUUUCGUGCUACUAGUUACAUCGCGGAGACUGCAUAUUCCUAUCAAAGAUACGUCAACAGGUAUGGAGAGUUCGCCAUUGAAAAAUUGUAGGUACGCGGGCUUCUCCUUUGAAACCAUUCAAAUCGAAUUCUACUCCGAAGUGUCUUUCCCGGGGUAUCAUCAGCGUUGUGUUUAGCAAUGGUCAGCUACCGAUAUGAUUACAAGGUUUGAGAUCUCCACCAAAAGAAAUGUUGUGGCAAGUCCACUCAACCAUAACGUGCGUCCUGCGGAGAGUGCGUAGGGAAAAGAUGCGGAUAUGCAAAAUGCUCUGAUCUAUACACAACCCUCCUUCUUUUCCCUUGUGCUCUUGUUUCUUUUGCUGCUUUGCUAUUUUGCUUUCUUUUGAUGCCUCUGUCUUUUCACGGACUGGUAUGGCUUUAACACAUACUAUUGUUGUGCUCUGCGUUUGUUUCUAACGUUAUUCUCGUCGUUCUUACUGCAAUCCACACAAUUUGACGCUCACUAUAUCGAGCGAUAAUGCCUUCUUUUGCUGAUCAGCCAGAAGAGGUGAAAAUCAGAGAACGAAAAAGAGUAAGGAAUCUCUUGAGGUAUUAUACCCCGGAGAAAUGGAAGCUCACCAGAGAAAGUGAAGACUAUGAUAUCGAAACAAACGGGAGAGGAAUACCUGAAACCACAUGUGAAGCGGCAGAACAACCGGAUAUAGCAGAAGACCCGAAAGAAAACGAAACAGGGGGACCGGAUUCUUCAAAACGACUUCGUCAUGAUCCUACAUUGACAGCAUUUGCGCAGCUCGGCGCAUAUCGAUUAAAUACUGAAAGAUCUUUUAUUUCUCUUAUGGAUUCACAUAAUCAAUACAUCAUUGCAGAAGCAACAAGGAGUGUCUCUUUACAUGAAAGAGACGUUACGAAACCUGGCGAUGAGAUCUUCCUUGGGGCCCGCAUUCUGGAUAUGCAUUGGGGAAUAUGUCCAAACACUAUUCAAAUAUUCACGGCCAAAGACGAUACUGGAAAUUUGAAAACAAACCUUGUUACAGCAAAUCAGACUCAGUACGUAAUGAAUGAUCUCUCUGCUAUCGAAAAAUACAAAAAUCGCCCCUACAUCGCGGGAUGGCCGCAUAUGAGAUAUUAUGCCGAGGUUCCUAUAUAUAGUCCGGAAAAUAUUGUAAUAGGAACAUUUUGUGUAGUAGACAACAAACCACGAAUGGAGGGACUAGACGAGGAGGGAUUUAUCAUAUUAAAUGAGAUUGCAAAAGCAAUUAUGAGUCACCUUGUUCUCAUCGAAAAACAAGACCAUCUAGAAAGGGGAGAGAAGAUGGUUAAAGGCUUGGGGUAUUUUGUCGCUGGUAAAUCCAACUUGGGCGAAGGAUUAAAGGAUACAUCACAAAAUGGAAUGGAUCCUCAGAAUGCGUCUCAAUCUCAUCCAAUCGACACAUCUGGCUCAUCAUCAAUAACAACAGAAAAAAUGGAGAUUCGCCAAACACAAGUGAAUUCCGUUAGCCCACCAGAUCAAAUCAGCAAGUUAUCUUCUCUUUCGUCUGGGUUUGAAAAGGCUAGAAUGGUCGGGAAAAAUAGGCCCAGUAUAAGUAGAACCUCUUCGACGGAAUCCGCUCGACAAGAAACCUUUGCGAUCACGCGACUCAAAAAGGUAUUCUCCCGAGCGAGUCAACUUAUUCUUGAGGCCAUGAGUCUUGAUGGAGUUGUAUUUGUUGAUGCAUGCUUCAGAGAUUCGGCAAGCAAACUUGCAUCCAAGAAUAAAAUUGUUUCCAGUGCAACCCAUGAUAAGUCUCAAGGUUGGACUCAAAAUAAAGACGUGAUCAAAGUGCCAGCUUCUUUGGAUGAGAUAAAACUUAAAGGUAGGCGAGUAGGGAAGGUUUUGACAAGUGAUUUGCUUGGAUGCAAAAUCAGACAUGAUCAGAAUUCCUCUCAUUUGGAUGAGCCUACAAACAUCACCCUCACACAGGCGACUGUUAAGGGCUUAAUGACAUGUUAUAGCCAAGGUCGAAUGUUUGUUUUGCAUGAAGAUGGAUCUUUAAAUCUUGAUUUAGAACCAGAGUCAUUCGAAAUUUGCGAGAAUGGGAAUGUCGAACCUGAUAGAAAAUUGGUCGCAGCUUGGGUCGCAGAGCUGAUAAAAAUUUGUCCCGGUGCACGCACAAUUGUGUUUUUUCCUCUGAGAGACCAACAGCGAGAUCAGUGGUUCGCGGGAAGCUUUGCAUGGACAACAAGAGAGCUCAGAAUCAUGACCGCUGAAGAUCUCACCUAUCUUACAGCUUUUGGGAACUGUAUUAUGGCGGAAAAGUCCCGUCUAGACUCCGAACUUGCAGAUCGUGCCAAAUCCGACUUCAUCUCUGUGGUAUCUCAUGAACUACGCUCGCCGCUUCAUGGUGUAUUAGCCAGUGCAGAAGCACUUCGAGAUACUUCGACUGGCGAUGAACAAGAUGAUAUGAUUCGUUCUAUCACCAUUUGUGGUGAAGUUUUAUUGGAUACCAUGGAUCACAUUCUGGAUUACGCAAAGAUUACAAACAAAGGAGACACUAAGGAUAUGAAGGACCUCCCAGUACAAUCGAACGGGCUAAAUGCCGACUUUGAUCUCAGUAAUCUCAUUGAAACUGUCAUCGAAGGAGUCUCGGCGGCACAAAGUUUCCGACAGUUAACUUUCGCGGGUCCACCUGCCGUUGAUACCACUCACCUAGAUGCGAUCUCAGAUGAAAAUCACAUGUCAGAUAAUGUUGUAAUUGUUCUUGAAAUCGAUUGGCAAAGCUCGUGGACCUUUAACUCUCAGAUAAGUAGUUGGAGGCGCAUUUUGAUCAAUCUUUUCCAAAAUGCACUCAAAUACACCGAGUUUGGGUAUGUUCAAGUUCGUCUGACAGCAUAUGAAACCGCGGAUGGUCAAGUUGCGAGAUUAUCUGUUGUUGAUUCAGGGAAAGGUAUAUCCAAUAAUUAUUUGAAGUACGAGUUAUGGACACCUUUUGUACAAGAAGAUCCUAUGAGCAUUGGUACAGGAUUGGGACUCUGCAUCGUUGGCAAAUUGGUCGAUGAGCUCGACGGGACAAUUGAUAUAUCAAGUACAGUUGGUGCGGGCACAGUUGUCCAAGUGGAAAUUCCAGUCAAACAUUCGGCGGCAUUUGAUGAGGAUGAAGAGACAGACAGCAACAGACUGAUACGAGAGACAAGAGAUCGUUGCCGAGGAUUAUCGAUGUGUCUUCUCGGUCUUGAUAACUAUCCUGAUCCGUGCGAGAUACCUACAGAUGUGCGGUCUGCACAGGAUAGAAGAAUGACUGCGAUUAAGUCCGCGUUGGCAAAUUAUGCCGGUGAUUGGUUUGGUAUGGUUAUUCGGAAAUCUUGUUCUAGUGCUUCUGCUAGCGGUUUCAUUUAUGUUUGUUUGAAAUCAAAUCUUUAUCGGACGGACGGAACUCGACGGAAACCUUUGAUUGUAUUUGAGGAUACAACGAGAAUAUUGGAUAAGGAAGAAGGUGAAUUUUAUCUGACACAACCGUUUGGUCCCUACAAAUUGGCGAGGAUUUUGGGACAAUGCAUCGACUAUCUUCAAUCCAAAGACCCUAAACCAAAUGAUAAUGAUCCAUCCAGUACAUCACCCAGAUUACCAUCUAGCACAGGUUCCACCCCGAUGCUCACGCCAUCUAGUAAUGACUAUCCCAGCGUUAGGAAUACCGAAGUAGAUUCCAAAUAUGUCGAAAAGGAAGAAAGACCCAAAUUGGUCUUCUGUCACCACUCCAGCGAAUCUAUAGAAUCGGUGAGACCCAAAUUCGAAGUACGUAAGCAUUCAAAUGAAUCAACGGACUCGGCAGUCGACAUGAGAUCAAGUGAAGAGCCUGUCGUGACUUAUCACUCCUUUCCCUUUCCAGAGGGAUUGCCACAUUGGUCCAAGAUAGAGAAUGGAGUACCUCAAUUGAUUGAUAUACAGGGGAAAUUGGACGGAAAGGAAAUGGAGGAACCUGUCGCAAUUAGUGCGCCUGAUUUAUACAACGCAGGCGCAGCUUUAGAAGGACAUACAAGUUCAGAAAAACAGUUUUCUGUUCCCGAAAGACCGUUUAUGCUUGAAGAGUCUGUGGGCUUGAAUUUCUCAAAUCUGGAGAACCUGGCCAUUAUAGAAAAUGCUUCUGUUACUCCAGAAAAAUCCCAGAUUCUUGGAAAACCGUCAGCCAUUGAGAGACCUUCGAUAGUAGCCACUGAUAAACUUGGGAUCGUUGAGAAGGGUAAAAUUGCCUCGAAAGCAGCAUCUAUUGAAAAGCCAACAGCAACCUCGGAAUCACUCAUCCUCUCGAAAGCAGCAGUUAUCGAGAUCGCCAAGCCAGAGCUAGAACUGGUAUCGACAUCUGAAUCUUCUACUGCACCAACUGUCAAAGAUUCCGCACGUGCAGUCGUCCUUCUUGUUGAAGACAAUAUCAUCAAUUUGAAAGUACUUGUCCACAGCAUGAAAAAAUUGCAAGAGGUGUACGACACUGCAUCCAACGGUCUCGAAGCAUUCGAGAAAUACAAAAAAGCACCUGGAUCACUCAAAUUGAUUUUCAUGGCCCGCCCCCCACUAACCCCUCUCAGAUAUAUCAUGCCCAUAAUGGACGGACUCACUUCCGCGCGUUACAUUCGCGACUACGAAAGCCUCCACAAUCUUCCCCGUGUUCGUAUCGUCGCUUUAACCUGUUUUGGUACUGAAGAACAUCGUCGAGACGCUGCCAUGAGCGGUAUUGAUAUCUUUCUGACUAAGCCAAUUAAUAUGAAGAGUUUGAAGCCGGUUGUCGAUUUGGAUCCAGAGAAUGUGGAGGAGGGAGUGAUGGCGGAGAAAUUUUAA